AUGAGUUUGGACGACAUAAUUAAACAGAGCGAGGAAUUUAAGAACAACGCCAGUGGUGGUGGAGGACCCAUGAGAAGCAAGAGAGGUAGAUUUAGUUCAGCAGCGAGAACUCCCUAUUCUCAACAUCCUGACGAUAGCAACAGCCGUUGGCAGCAUGAUCUGUAUAAUGGCCGGACUCUCUACAACAGCAGGGGAGCAGGAGGUCUAAGCAUGACAGGAGGUGGUGCAAACACUAGUCGUCUCAAACCUGGACUAUGGAGUAUCAAAUUCAGACAUGCAGAAUCUGGUCCUCUACACAGUGCAACGGUUAAUUAUGACAAGUCUGGUCGCUCCAUGGGUUCAGCGUACGUCGUAUUUCACCGAAAAGCAGAUGCAGUCAAAGCUAUGAAACAGUACAACAGCGUUCCUUUAGAUGACACGCCCAAGUUCUAA
Homalodisca vitripennis (glassy-winged sharpshooter) is the source of this 432-nucleotide messenger RNA. RefSeq names its product THO complex subunit 4-like. The transcript is spliced from 4 exons. NCBI's taxonomy places the organism in Eukaryota, Metazoa, Arthropoda, Insecta, Hemiptera, Cicadellidae. Gene Ontology annotation, cellular component: nucleus. Gene Ontology annotation, biological process: mRNA export from nucleus. Bases 1 to 432 code for a protein of 143 amino acids. The record is from RefSeq and is a predicted model, not a curated record. Gene Ontology annotation, molecular function: mRNA binding.